Messenger RNA from Lathyrus oleraceus (garden pea), 480 nucleotides. RefSeq names its product secreted RxLR effector protein 161-like. NCBI's taxonomy places the organism in Eukaryota, Viridiplantae, Streptophyta, Magnoliopsida, Fabales, Fabaceae. The transcript has a single exon. The record is from RefSeq and is a predicted model, not a curated record. Bases 1 to 480 code for a protein of 159 amino acids.
AUGGAUCUUUGCAAAGCUAUUUCUACUCCAAUGGGAUCCGGAACUUAUGUUGAUCAAGAUGAAUUUGGUGUGGCAAUAGAUAUUACAAAGUAUCGAGGUAUGAUCGGUUCAUUAUUAUAUUUAACGGCAAGUCGUCCUGACAUAAUGUUUAAUGUUUGUCUUUAUGCUCAAUUUCAAGCGAAUCCUAAGGAAUCACAUCUCACAGUUGUAAAGAGAAUCAUGAAGUAUCUAAAGGGAACUACCAAUAUUGGUCUAUGGUAUCCAAAAGGUAGUAUGUGUGAUUUGGUUGGAUUUUCUUACUCGGAUUAUGCUGGUUGCAAAACGGAUUGCAAAAGUACAAGUGGUACUUGUCAUAUUCUAGGAAAUGCACUAGUAUCAUGGUCCUGUAAGAAACAAGUAUGUGUUGCACUUAACACGACCGAAGCAGAAUACAUUGUGGUAGGAAGUUAUUAUGCUCAAAUUCUUUGGUUGAAACAAUAA